Molecule: messenger RNA, 1602 nt
Organism: Anopheles nili
Lineage: Eukaryota; Metazoa; Arthropoda; Insecta; Diptera; Culicidae
Product: cytosol aminopeptidase-like
Exons: 4
Coding region: 1-1602 (533 amino acids)
Biological process (GO): proteolysis
Cellular component (GO): cytoplasm
Molecular function (GO): manganese ion binding; metalloaminopeptidase activity
Source: RefSeq, a predicted model, not a curated record
AUGCUUUCCACAAUUGCCAGAAAAUAUCUGACUACUACUAGUCGUAGAGCUAUUCCAAAAAUGUGUCACUAUUCUACAAAAAUUGGGGAAAACCGAGCUGAGAAAGGCCUUGUGCUUGGGUUGUAUCAGCAGGAAAUUGACACUGAAGAACCACGCCUUUCUCCGACUGCUAUUCACUUCGAUGCCAAGACCGAUGGACAACUCUUGAACCUGAUCAAAGAAUGCAAUUUGAAAGGGCAGCUAGGAACCGUUAAAGUAUUCAACAAUCUCGAUCCCGAAAUAGGAUCGAUUGCCAUUGUGGGACUUGGUAUUGAAGGAAUUGGCUUCAAUGAACUUGAGGUCAUCGAUGAAGGGCUGGAAAACGUACGAGUUGCCGCCGGUAUCGGCACUAAAGCGCUUGCAAAUGAAGGUUGUACACAGAUAUAUGUUGAUCCGAUGGAUUACCCUGAACAAGCAGCGGAAGGCAGUGGCCUGGCUACGUGGCGCUAUCAAGCAAACAAAACGAAAAAAGAUCGCAAACCUAUCCCCAAAUUAGAUCUCUACGAUUCGUCUGACUUAGAUGCAUGGACACGUGGUCUCUUCAAAGCAGAUGCGCAGAAUUUGGCACGAAGCCUUACCGAUGGCCCAGCUAACCAAAUCACACCAACAACCUUUGCACAGGCUGCUGUUGAUGCAUUAUGCCCGUGUGGAGUAAACAUCGAAGUUCGCAAUAAGGACUGGGCUGAAGCAAAGAACAUGUCCUGCUUCUUGUCAGUUGCUCGCAGCUCUUGUGAGCCUCCAAUUUUUCUAGAGAUAAGUUACUGCGGAGAUGACAAGUCGGGUCGUCCGAUCAUGCUCGCAGGCAAAGGAAUGACUUUCAACAGUGGUGGAUUGUGUUUAAAGAACCCGGAAGACAUGGCAAAGUUUCGUGCCAGCAUGGCGGGAGCAGCAUCGGUUGUGGCAACUAUUCGUGCAGCCGCAGCGCUGUCAUUACCGGUCAACCUUGUCGGAUUAAUUCCUCUGUGCGAGAACAUGCCUUCAGGAAUGGCUUUCAAACCAGGCGAUGUUAUCACGGCCAUGAACGGCAAAACUGUAGCCGUGCACGACACAAACAACGCCGGUCGACUAAUGCUAGCCGACACAUUCAUCUACGGACAGACUACGUUUAAACCAAAAACCGUCAUCGACAUUGCUACGCUAUCUGAUGGUGUAGUCCAUGCACUAGGCGGAGCUGCUAGUGGAGUAUUCUCCAACUCGGACUUCUUGUGGGCUCAGUUACAGAAAGCGGGAGCUAUCAGCGGCGACCGUGUAUGGCGUAUGCCAUUAUGGCAGUACUACACGCAAAAAGUUACCCAGUACAGCAACGUGGAUAUCAGCAAUGCUGGACGCGGUAAAGGUAGUGCAUGUUUGGGUGCAGCUUUUUUAAAAGAAUUCGUACCUUGUGUGGACUGGGUGCACUUGGACAUAACGGGAGUUGGAAUGCUAAAGAAAGGAGCUGGUAUUCCAUAUCUUGCUAAUGAUAGAAUGACAGGACGACCAACGAGAACACUAAUUCAGCUGCUCUAUCAACUAGCCUGCCCAGAGCAACAAAAACGUCUAAUAGAGAAAAAAUCAGGAUCAUAA